Messenger RNA from Rosa rugosa (rugosa rose), 1476 nucleotides. RefSeq names its product floral homeotic protein DEFICIENS. The coding region runs from base 422 to 1069 and encodes 215 amino acids. Gene Ontology annotation, cellular component: nucleus. Gene Ontology annotation, biological process: positive regulation of transcription by RNA polymerase II. The record is from RefSeq and is a predicted model, not a curated record. Lineage: Eukaryota; Viridiplantae; Streptophyta; Magnoliopsida; Rosales; Rosaceae. Gene Ontology annotation, molecular function: RNA polymerase II cis-regulatory region sequence-specific DNA binding; protein dimerization activity; DNA-binding transcription factor activity, RNA polymerase II-specific. The transcript is spliced from 6 exons.
ACCAUGGAGGAAACCGGCCAACACUAGCUAACCUAAACAAGUCUCUCCUCGAUCUUCGAGUCUCUUAGAUUGCCAGUUACAUCAAAACGGAAACGGGGACUAUUCUCAAGGUCGGAAAGUGUAAUGAUCGUGGUGUAUAUCGGUCCCCCACGCACAUCGAAAUGCGAGCCAAGGAAAGGAAAGGAAGCAAGAAUGACAUCCAUCCCCACGUUUAGCUUCCACGUCUAUAUGUGAAUGGCCAAUCCACAUUCCACAAACCCCUUCCAUUCUUGGUAAUGCCUUUCUUCUCUAGUCCUCUACCUACACUUAAAAUGGCUUAAUUGUAGCUCUUGGUUCUUUUGAAUCUAGCUAAUUGUGCAACUCAGAUCGGAUUGGAAUCGAAGCUAGCUAGCUGCUCCAGAUCGAUCAGCGAAGAAAUUAAAUGGCGAGAGGUAAGAUCCAGAUCAAGAGGAUAGAGAACGUGACGAAUAGGCAGGUCACCUACUCCAAGAGAAGGAACGGCCUGUUCAAGAAGGCCAAUGAGCUCACUGUUCUCUGUGAUGCUAAGGUUUCUCUCCUCAUGGUUUCCUCUUCCGGAAAGCUUCAUGAAUUCAUCAGCCCCUCCACCACGACAAAGCAAGUGUACGAUGAGUACCAGAAGCUCCUCGGAAUUGACCUUUGGAAAUCGCACUAUGAGACAAUGCAAGAAAAUUUGAAGAAGCUGAAAGAGAUAAAUAAGAGUCUUAGGAGGCAGAUCAGCCACAGGGUGGGCGAGUGUUUGAACGAUCUGAGAUUCGCUGAACUGCACAGUCUUGAGAAAGAAAUGGAAAGCGCUGUAGAAGUUGUUCGUAAUCGCAAGCUGAAGCUGAUCUCCAAUCAGAUUGAUACCAAGAGGAAAAAGGAUGCAAUGGAGGAACCACACUACGGAUUGGUUGACGAUGGAGGAGAUUAUUAUGAUUCUGCCGUCAUUGGCUACUCAGCAAAUGAAGACCCUCACAAUGUAUUUCCUUUAAGGCUGCAACCUUCUCAUCAUCCUAAUCUUCACCGCGGAGGAGGAAGUUCAGAUCUUACGACCUACUCUUUGCUUUGAUCGAGUAUCAAGCAAGCUGAUCUCAAUAUCAGGUCGAAAAUAUUAAUCUUCACCGCCAAUCAAGUUCAAACUGUCGCCAGUAUGCAUUCUAUAUAUGUAUUAAGAUUCAGAUGAAAUUAAGCUAAUUAGCUAGCAUGUAGUGUACUGUACUGUGUCCAGGACAUCCUGACUUGAGCCUGGCAUUUUGGAUCAUAAAACUUUGUCCUUGAUCUUUGGACGUUCCUGAUCAGUUUGCUUAUUCACUUGCAUUCUUACGUACUAUGUACGUGAAAGCCAGUUGAAAUGAUCAGUUUCUCUAAGCCAUUGUAAGCUAUUUUCAUUCUCUAUCGAAUAUUCCAUGUUCUUUUUUUCCCCAAGAAAGAUUGAGCAGCUAUGUCAAUUAUAAUUAAGAAGUUCAAUUUUAUUGA